Penicillium malachiteum is the source of this 1488-nucleotide messenger RNA. RefSeq lists its product as uncharacterized. The transcript has a single exon. NCBI's taxonomy places the organism in Eukaryota, Fungi, Ascomycota, Eurotiomycetes, Eurotiales, Aspergillaceae. The record is from RefSeq and is a predicted model, not a curated record. The coding region runs from base 1 to 1488 and encodes 495 amino acids.
AUGCCUCGUCCAGCCCCAAAACGAAAGUCAGCCAAGGCGAGCAAGGCUAGUACUGCCAAACCUAGUGUUGUCAUCGAAACGCGCAAAAAAAAUGACUCCCAUCCAUCACCUACGAUAGAACGCGAUUCGACAUUGGAUCCCCGCCCAGACCAUAGCCAAACACCUUUAGCCAAAAGCCAUGAACAAGCGCUCGAGUCCUCGCCUACGGGCGAUCGGCCUGGUACAGCCAGUCGUCCAGGAACAGGCAGCCGACCUCCAACCCGAUCUCGUGGCUAUUCUUCUACAUUAUCCUUUGCGGGUCGAAAAGGCGAUGGAAACUCAAGGGCUCCAGGUACGCCGGGGUUUGAAACCUCAGUAUUGAGCAAUUUCCGGCGCCGACCCCGGCAACAGAGUAUUCUGCAAAUGAUGCAAGCGGAGGAUGGCUCAUCGGAUCUGGAUGAUGAUGACUUUUUGGGAGGAUUAACUCCUCAGGAUGAAUCUACCCCGCUGAACGUCUCGCGCGGCAAAUCUCUUCUUGUUCAACUUGAAAAAUCACCCUCGCCUGAGGACUCAACUCCUUCAUCGGGUGGCUCUCGGAAACGCAAGCGUGAGGAAAUCCAAGUACCUGAGUCCUCGGCUGAACAAUCCCAGGCGAUUGUUCCAGAUUCGCCUAGUGUGCACCAGUCCAUUUUGGAUUCUCCCACACGCCAGUUUCUUCAGGAUUCACCCGGCAGACAGUCCCUUCCAGAGUCACCCAGUGCUACACCAGUCCCACGCAGAUCUCCGAUACAUUCCUUAGAAGAGACUGAAGCAGAAAGCACACCUCGACCACUACCCCUUCCAUUCUCAGACAUAUUGAGCCAGACUUUUGCGCCACCCGCCAGUAGUCCAGCGAUGAGCUCACGAAGCUCCACGAUAGGUCCCAAUGCCGGGGAUAAGAAAUCCAAAUUGACUCAACUUUCUACGGCGAUACUUCAAAACAAGUUCUUACCUUUACGAAGACCGCGUCGCCGUCAACGCGGUGCAGCGAGUGAAUUCGAUCUCCCGAGUGAUGAAAGCGACGGUGGGAUGCACUCUGCAGCCUCGGGUGAUGAGGAUGAGCUUAACUAUCUCCCCGUUCGAAAAACACGCCGUGCUCGCUCAAGCAAGCCCAACUCUAAACCCAAACCACUUGGCCGUAAACGGUCCCAAUCCAACCAAAAACAAAAGAAGAAUCAACCCAGAUCUGCUUCGGGUACAAAGCCAUCAGCACCACAAGACCCUGCCAGUCAUUCAAAUUCAAAUACCGGGGGAGAGGUUGAUAAGGAGAAUGAUUUAAAUCCUACAUCACGCGCCUCUUCGCGUCUCUCUUCUCCCGGCUCAAAUGCCUCUGAUUCUGAGGUAGGCACAGGACGACGAUAUAUGAGUGCAGAAUUACGAGCGGCGGCAAAGAAAUUUGCAGAGAUUGAUCAGUGGGAGAUGGAAUUCGAGGAGGUUUCUGCUUCUGAAAUGACGGGGAGUCCAAGGUGA